ACAAUGCUAACUGCAAUUACGAUUUCCACCAUUUUCAUAACAUUUUGCUUUGCUCAACAGCAGACAGAUUGUUUUUCCGCUCGCGAUACUGGAAAUUCUGGAUGUGGUCAGCAGGGAGCCCGCUCAUUUUAUUUCCACAAGAAUACCCGCACAUGUCAGCCAUUUUUCUAUCAGGGAUGCGACGGCAACUCCAAUCGAUUCCAAUCGAAAGAGGCUUGUGAAUCAGCUUGCCGGAACGCGACUGCUUCUGACGAUUUAGCUUACGCUGUAUGUCCAUCUGGAGCAUACCCAGCUGGAGCCACUUCUGGUCAGACUGUUGGAUGUUCGAAUUGCCCACAUGGUUACGAGUGUCAAAAUCAACAAUGCUGUCCAACAAAAGAAAACACAUGUAGUUUGCAGUACGACGCUGGAAAAUUCGGAUCUAGUGGAAAACAUACACCCAGAUAUUUCUUCUCAAAGUCCUACAAGAACUGCAUGCUGUUCACUUUCUAUGGCCGCGAUGGAAAUGCUAACAACUUUGCUACGUACAACGAAUGCAAAAACUUUUGCAUGUAACAUUUUAGCAAAUAACAGUAGUUUUCUUAAUGUAUAUAAAUAUUUCAAACG
Molecule: messenger RNA, 606 nt
Organism: Caenorhabditis elegans
Lineage: Eukaryota; Metazoa; Nematoda; Chromadorea; Rhabditida; Rhabditidae
Gene: T21D12.12
Product: BPTI/Kunitz inhibitor domain-containing protein
Exons: 5
Coding region: 4-555 (183 amino acids)
Molecular function (GO): serine-type endopeptidase inhibitor activity; endopeptidase inhibitor activity
Source: RefSeq, marked reviewed